This is a messenger RNA of Phytophthora sojae, 3091 nucleotides long. RefSeq lists its product as hypothetical. The record is from RefSeq and is a predicted model, not a curated record. Lineage: Eukaryota; Oomycota; Peronosporomycetes; Peronosporales; Peronosporaceae. The coding region runs from base 1 to 3006 and encodes 1001 amino acids. Gene Ontology annotation, molecular function: protein binding. The transcript has a single exon.
AUGGAGUACGAGGUGACGUGGGGCGAUGGCCCGCUGGGCCUAACGCUGCGCCCCGACCUGGGGGAGGACAUGCCGCCCGUGGUGGGCCGCAUCACGCGCCAGGACUCGGCCGCCGCGCUGGCCAAGGUGGCGGUGGGCCACAUGCUCGUGAGCAUCAACGGCAUGGACACGGCCCGUCAGGGCUACGACCACGUGGUGCAGACGCUGCAGACCAUCCCGCGGCCGGCAACGCUGCGCUUCCGCGUGCCGCGCGCCUUCAGCGGCACCCCCAGCAGCGCCUACACGCGCGACCCGUCGCGCAGCUCCUCGCGCCGCAGCCGCGGCUCCACGGGCACCGCGUGGUCCGAGUCCGGCAAAUCCCCCUCCAGCGCCAGCUCGACGACGCGCCGUCGCGAGCAGUACACGGUGGUGUGGACGGAGGGCCCGCUGGGCAUGAUCUUGCGCCCCGAUGACGACGACUGCCACGUGCCGUGCAUCCGCAAGAUCACGGGCAAGGGCGCCGGCACGGGCAUGGAGAGGGCCACGGUGGGGGACAUCCUCGUCGCCGUCAACGGCCAGGAGACCAAGUCGCUGGGCUUCCGCAGCACCAUUUCGCUGCUCAAGACCAUCCGCAAGCCGGCGGUGCUCAAGUUCAAGCGCAUGGGGCGCCGCCUCUCGCGCAAGAGGUCUUCGCAGGAGUCCCCUGGUGGCAGUCGCAGCGUGAGCGGCAUCCCCAGCGACAUUGGAUCGUAUGACAUCGUGUGGCGCGAGGGAGACCUGGGGCUCAAGUUGAAGCCAGGAUACCGCGAUGUCCCGGUGCUUAGUAAGCUGACAGGAAAGGGCAACGCCAGCGGACUGCAGAACGCACAGGUGGGCGAUGAGCUCGUGUCGGUGAAUGGCACGCUGGUGGAGGGCGAGGCGUACCAGGACACGCUGCGCAUGCUCAAGCACUCGCCGAAGCCUGCCGUGCUGCGCUUCCGCCCGGGCAAGAGCCGCCGUGAGUCGAUGAUGUCGGUGGCAUCGGUGACGUCGGUGCGAUCCAACCCCGGCACGCAGCGUGAAGUCAGAAAGGUAUCGAGCCGCCAGCAUGUGCCUCUGUACGAUAGCGGCCCCGAGCCGGUGGGACCGCCGCCGCCUAUCCGAACCGAACGCGUUAGCCGAUCUGACCGAGAACGUGAACGCUCGGACCGCGACCGCUCCGACCGCGAGAGGCAAAAGCGGAAAAAGCGUAUCCCGCUGGACGUGGCACGCGAGCUGGUGGCAGCGUCGCAGGGAUCGGACUUGGACCACGCAAUCUUUGCUGGUAUUCCUAUUACUGCUAUUGAGGAAGGAUCGAAAGAGGCGCACCUGCUGCGAGUUCAGGCGAAGCUGUGCAUUUCGAACCAGGCGAAGACGGAGCGCACGACGCCAGCCAAGGAGGCGCUGUCGCGUGCCGAACAGGAGGCAAAGGUGCUCCAGGAGGCGCUUGAGAAGGUGAAGAGCCAAGCGAAGAAGUAUGAAGAGAUUCUCGAAGCGCAGUCACGCGAGCGUGUGCUGGCGUUGGCUGUGCGGCACAAGCCCGAAGAGGUGGUGAAGCGUCAGAACAACGUGAUCCACGAGCUGGCUGGUGUGAUUUCAGGAUUUAAGCGCGAUUCCUACACCGACGUAGACAUCGUGCCUCCUGUGAUCGAGGACAACGAGCACGUGCAGAAGAUUAUGGACGAUUUGCAGAACGUGAUGAGUAUUCCUGUGGUCGUCCCCACCGCCAAGUUCUGUGCUGAGUGCGGUGCUACGGAGAACGAGUCGAAGCUGGACAUGGAUGACGAUGGAGAGUAUUACUGCAAGGACUGCUGGGACAAAUUCCUCAAUCUGUCUGGAUCUACUCCGGCCGACGAGAAUGCUGCCCCUGCAUCAGUUAAGGUUGCAGAGCCGCCGGCACCUGUGGAGGUCGCCCCGCCCGCUCCCGCUCCCACCCCUGCUCCCGCCCCAGUGCAGGCUGAAGACGAGGAAGCUCCGUCAAGGCCUAUGAGUCGCAUGGCCAUUGAAGACCGCGAGGCUGAAGAGCAGAAGGCGCGCAUUGAAGCUGAGCGCAAGCUGAUGGAGAUCAAGGAGCUUCGUCGCUCAGGAUCAAUGAUGCCUGAGCGGACGUUGCACAAGAACAACGCAGAGCGCUCACGUCGCGAGCGCCGUGGGUUGGAGGAACUUGCGCAGGCAUUGUUCGAAGAAGAAGAGCGCGCACGCGCGGAGGGUAAUGUGGGCCUGGCGAAGAAGCUUAGUGCCCAGCGCGCUCGUACUAUGGCUGAGGCGGCUGGCGAAAGCGCGCACCCUGACAUGUCCCCGUUCUCGUCAAUGGGUAAUUUGCUGGCUAACUGCGACUCUGAGUCAAGAAACGGAUAUGGCAGUCCUACCAAAUCGAAGUCGGCAUCUCCGAGUAUCGAUACGCCGUUGGCAUUGAGCCGCUCGGUGAGCGCGGACUCGUGUUUGCCUCCGCCUGUGCCAGUCUCGGUGUCGCCUCUCACUUCGCCGGAGCCAGCACCGUCUCCUGUUGCUGCGCAUCACCAUGAAUUGGCAGCAGCAGCGGCGGCAGGAGCAGCGGCAACGGCAGCAACAGCUGUGGCCAUGGAUGCCCCGGGCUCGCCAACUGCGACUACCGAGGCUACUGCAUCUUCGUCUGGUGGCAACGACUACGCUGAUGUGAAUUCGGAUGAGGAGGCUGAGGACCAGAUGCACAUGAGCGACGAGGAGGACGUGCUGCGUGAAGUCGAGGAGAAGAACUUCGCUCUGGCGCGGCAGCUGGACGAGGCUCACAGCGUCAUCGAGCGUGCGCGUAUGUCUAUUAGCAUGAUCGGGGACGACGACGACGACGACGCCAACGAUGACGACGGCCUGAGCGAGGAGCAGAUUAGUUUAUUUAAGAAACUAACGAGUCAGGCGGAGGAGCGCAUGUCCAUGGUGGACCGCCUGCACCCGCAGGACGACGACUCGGAUUCGGACUCAGACUCGGACUCGGAAGAGGAGGAAGAGGAAGACGAAGGCGUGUGGAUCUAAUCCCUUCAAGUAGUAGCAGCAGCAGCGGCGGCGUCGGUGGCCAUUAUCCCCGCGAACGCGUGCGCUAGCAAACGGGAGGACGGAC